This is a messenger RNA of Brienomyrus brachyistius, 3608 nucleotides long. Its product is annotated as germinal-center associated nuclear protein-like. Gene Ontology annotation, biological process: mRNA export from nucleus. The record is from RefSeq and is a predicted model, not a curated record. Gene Ontology annotation, cellular component: cytoplasm; transcription export complex 2; nucleus. The coding region runs from base 55 to 3570 and encodes 1171 amino acids. NCBI's taxonomy places the organism in Eukaryota, Metazoa, Chordata, Actinopteri, Osteoglossiformes, Mormyridae. The transcript is spliced from 21 exons.
GAAAAGUGCGCCCGCUUCCACAUCCACUGCGCACACCACCUGUGCCAGGAGCCCAUGAUGUCCUUUGAUGCUAAGAUCAACAAUGAAAACCUGACCAAAUGCCUGCAGAGCCUCAAGGAGAUGUACCAGGACCUGGCCAGCAAGAACAUCUACUGCCCUCAUGAGGCAGAGUUUCGGCAGUACAGCGUGCUCCUGAAGCUCAAUGAUGGAGACAUCCUCCGGGAGGUGCAGCAAUUCCGGGCGGAGCUCCGAAACUCUCCGGAGGUGAAGUUUGCCGUCCAGGCCUUUGCCGCUGUCAACAGCAACAACUUCGUGAGGUUCUUCAAGCUGGUCAAGGUGGCCUCGUAUCUGGCUGGUUGCAUCUUGCACCGCUACUUCGACCAGGUGCGCCGUGAGGCUCUGCGGGCCCUGAAUGUGGCCUACAGCUCCCGUGGUUCCACCACAUUCCCGGUCGAAGACCUGGUCCGGAUGCUCAUGUUCCAGAAUGCCGGCGAGGCUUCGGACCUCGCGCUGCAGUAUGGGCUCGCGGUCGAUGCAGGCAUGGUGGAGCUAAGCCGGACAGCGUACCAGGAGCCUGAGAUCCAGCCACGUCCAAAGCGCUCUGUGGCCAUCGCAAGGAAGCGGGAGGUGCUGGUGGGCCAAGUGGUCAACGGCGCGCCACUGCCCAACCCACCCCAACACACACCCGUCAACAGCUUUGACAGCCGCAACAAGUACCGUGGGGAUGGGCAGCCAGCGGAGGCAGGCAGUGUGCCCAGGGCUGCAGCCUCCCCUCAGAGGCCCCCCAUUGAGCUGGAUGCGCGGGCCCUCCAGCACCGAUCCAAGAUGCCGAGCGACCCAGCGGAGUCAGCUGGCCUCCCUGGUAGAGAGGAGAGUGGAGCACUUGGGGCAUCUCCGUCGGAGGCACCACCAGUCGCCCCACCUACGCCUCCCCCACCGGAGCCCGUUUACACAGAGCAGGACAUCGCCACGGAGGUAGAGGCCAUGCUGGAGGAGGUAGUGCAGGCCGAGGUGGCUGACGUGGCUGCCACCGAAGCCGAGUACAUCUCUGCUGCACUCAGCAUGUGCAACGGCCAGGUGGAGGCAGUGCUGAGUGAGGUGGUGGAGCAGAUGCUGCGGGAGGUUUCUGCUGCCGAGAUCCAGGCAGAGAGGGAGCAUAUCGCUGAGGAGAAGCGCAGGAUGGAGGAAGCCAGGAGAAAGCAGGAACACGAGGAGCUCCUGGCCCGGCUCAGCAAGACACUGUGUGCCGAGAUCACACAGGAGGUGCUGCGCGACUGCAUCGUGGAGACUGCCUCAACAGAGAUCAGGCGUGCCCAAGAAGAGCAGGCAGAAUGUGUGGCUCGCAGCUCACAAGACGUGUGUGAGGUACUGCUGGAGGAGACGCUGUGUGGUGAGCUCACCCUGCUGGCCCAAGACGUCCUGGAAGCAGAGCUUCUGAGUAUACGCAGGUUCAUCAAAAGGUGGCGUGAUGUGGUGGCCGUGCGCAGGCAGCUGAAGCGACAGAUGCGUGAUUUUCCUGCUGCCCCUGGCUGUGUGGACCCCCGCUUCAGGCUGCAGGCCUUGGCCCCCAGUGCCCCCCCCUCACCCUGCCUGGACAGGCUGGCCCGGGGCGUGGUCAACCUGGGGCACGCUGGGGACCUCUCUGUUUCCUGCACCAGGUUGGCGAAGAUGCGAAGGGAAACCGAGCAUCAGAUGAAGGUUCACUUGUUCUACCAGCAGCUCCUGAGCGAAUCUGUGUGGGGGCCACUGGACCUGCUCAGUCUGGUGGCAGCAAGCGUCUCGAACCCAUCUGACACAAUCUUCUGGAAGGCAGCCCUCUUGUUGCCAAGUGAUCAUGAAAGAGAUGCCAGUGUUGCUAACCAGAUUUUGACAGAAUGGCUGGAGUCCAAAUUCGGUAACUCGGAGAAGCAAGAACACAGGGAGAUGGUCCCCAACGGACACAUGCAAACCUUGAGCAUCAGCAGCGGCCUGCGGAGCGUGGGGGAGCGCAUGCACACAGUGCACGUGUGUGUGAAGGUGGCCCGCGGGCCCCUCAGCGAGGAAGGCCAGUUGGCAUUGGAGAAGCGGAAGGGGCUGAUGGGCAUGGGCGCCCUGCUGAUGCUGCUGCCCUCGGCAGUCAGUCCCGGGGCUGAUGAGGAAGACGGGGACAUCUUCCUGUUAUCCGCCCUGCUGCAGCUCCGGCAGAUCCAGCAGGCUAAUGCCUGGCCACAGGCCCUUCCUCUGGUGGUGGUGGUCCCAGGGCAGGCUGGGCACAGGGCCAGCGAUGAACAGCUAGAGGAAGACCUGAUGCUUCAGACACUCAUUGAGGAAGGUUUGAUUUCAGAGUACAUGUUCGUCCAUAUCCCCGAGACCACGAACGAACCCCAAGGAUCCGAGCAGAUCCGCCAUGCCGUCAGGUGGCUCGCUGCCCGCUCCACGGCACCAGCCCGGCUCGUCUCGCAGACGUUGGUGCAGGUUGUGGAGGCCGGGCUCUGCCGCGAGUUUGCUGGUAGGCUUCACCGUGAUCGGAGGGACCGUGACAUGGCGGGACUGCCCUCCCAGGGCCCUGCACCCGUCAUCGGCCUCUACAACACUGUCCUGGCUUUCUUGGCUGGCCUUGUGUCGUCCCCGAGUCUGGCUGGCCUCUCCUGGCCCGUGGCAGAGUUCUCGGUGCCAGGGGGUGGUGACUGCCUACCACAUCUGCUCUGGAACUCGGCUGAGCACCUGGAGUGGCUCCAGGGGGCAGUCCUGAGCCUGCGGCUGCCCGACUGGCCGCUGCCAGCCGUGGGGGCUCCUUGGAGCCAGCUGGUUGCCUCCAUCUUCCAGUACGUAUCUCAAAUCCCAUGGUCCCGCCACAGCCAGCCACUCCUUAUGUCCCAGUUGGAGAACCUUUUGGAGAGGCUGCGUCAGGACUGUGUGGGCCGAGGUGGGGGGCCGGACAAGGAGCCCACUUUCUGGGAGGUGCCCUGGGACGAAAUUGUCAUGCUCUGUGUAGAGCACCAACUCCGGGACUGGAACCCUCCUGGGUGCCCCGUGAGUGAAGAUGUCAUCAGUGACGACGGAGAAAUCUCGGUGUAUUUCCUGAGCGAUGGGCUGCAGGGCUUCAUACCGCCGUCCUGCUGGGUGGAUGCCGUAAAGCAGACGCACAGGGACAAGCAGCAGGGGAAGGCAGGGUGUCACCAGAGCAUGUGGCCUCAUCCUCGACUGGCCAGGCCACGUCUUCAACAGAAGCUGUUUCACAGCAUGGUUGAGGACCCUGAGUCCGGAUCCGGUGUUGCCCCUGUUUUGGAUGCUGCCUCCAGCCCCCAGGACCUCCUGGCUCGCAUUGAGGAGGAGAAAGAACAGAGCCGCAGGUUCGAGGACCAGCUGCGUACCUGGCUUGACGUCGAGUCCCUGGGCCCUUCCUCUUCCUCCUCACCACUUUUCUUGCCUUCUUCGUUACUGUCUGUACCGGAGAUCGUAGUGCCCUCCCCAAAGAUGGCUGCCCCACCUGCACUUGCCCUGCAGAAGGAGCGCAGUGUCCGCAGUGACCAGGCCAGGGGAGCUGCCAGUUUGUAUAUUUCCGCAGAUGUGACACAGGCGCGGAUAUAAUCUCCCAGGCCGGAGGACGCCGAAAUCUACCGCGCUGU